This is a messenger RNA of Branchiostoma floridae (Florida lancelet), 1054 nucleotides long. RefSeq names its product hematopoietic prostaglandin D synthase-like. Gene Ontology annotation, biological process: glutathione metabolic process. The record is from RefSeq and is a predicted model, not a curated record. Gene Ontology annotation, molecular function: glutathione transferase activity. The coding region runs from base 138 to 752 and encodes 204 amino acids. The transcript has 6 exons. NCBI's taxonomy places the organism in Eukaryota, Metazoa, Chordata, Leptocardii, Amphioxiformes, Branchiostomatidae.
GCUGCUUUCUGUACUUUAUAUAAGGAACCUGUAGGGCAGGUCCUCAGGGCGCCACCCAACACCGGCGCGAGACACACCGAGCCAGUGCACAGUCUGCUUCUGCCUCAGACAGUCGUGAGAACAACAACACUGACGGGAUGGCACCGAAAUACAGGUUGGUGUACUUUAACAUCCGGGGGAGAGCCGAGCUGACCCGGCUGCUGUUCGCAGCGGCAGACCUACAGUACGAGGACCAGCGCUUCGAGUUCAGCUCGGACCAAUGGAAGGAGCUCAAGCCAAAGACUCCCAUGGGCCAGCUGCCGCUUCUGUACGUUGAUGACGUCCCCCUCUGCCAGAGUACGACUAUCGCUCGGUACGUCGCCAGGACAACAGGUCUGGCCGGAAAGACUCCUCUGGACGAGGCUAAAGCAGACAUGAUUGUAGACGGACUGGACGAUCUGGCAAAGAAACUGCUGGCAGUGUUCAAUGAGAAAGACGAGGAAAAGAAGGCGGAGCUCCAGAAGGAGUUGGCAGGAGGGUUCCUGCCACAGUUCCUCGGGAACUACGAGAAGUUAGCCAGCGCGGAGGGAUUCUUCGUCGGUGGUUCGCUGACCUGGGCCGACCUCGCGUUCUUCAACAUGAUUGGCUGGGUGACGCCCAUGAACCCCGCCGUACUGGACGGGUUUUCCAACCUCGCCAAGGUCAUGGACAACGUGCAGUCCCAACAGGGGGUCGCUAGGUGGCUCAAGGAGCGCCCGCAGACCAAAAUGUAGCCAAAGUGCCGUUGUCAAGGCAACAGCUAAAAAUAGUCGUUUGCCAGGAUCUAACGCCGUACUAGUGUUUCCUUACCAAGGUACAGAGAAAAGCAGUUUUUAAUUCCAUUUUUUUGUAUAUUACAUGUAGAACCAUAGACUAACCUAACGGACAGAUGAAGGCCUGCCUAAUAAUACCAGGUUGAAUUUCUUACCAAUCUACCACCAGUGUAACAUAACCAUUAAAACGGCUUACCAUGUGUGACUUACAGCAAAUGCCACGCGCUUUCCUACAGUAAUUCCAAUAAAUCUGCCUAAACCUC